GAUUUAGUAUUUUUUUGGACUCUGUUGUUAACGGUUGCUCGCUCGCACGUUCGACGCCCGAUCGCGUUCGUCUGACUACAAGAUACAAGAUACAAUAUAUCUACCAGUACGGUUUCCCAUUAAAAAACACCGAACGUUUCAAAACAAAAACCCAAAAUGUUGCAACCAAAUAAAAUACAUGUUUAAAUCGCCUAUACACUUAUAUUUAUGAGAAAAGAAAUUGUUAGAAAAGUCCCGAAUAAUACCCAGCCCUCCCCCAAGCAACAACAACAAAAACAACAAGUGCAAUUCAUCGGCAGAAAUUGAAAUAAAGUGCAAAUGCAUUGUAGCUGAACCUCAGAAAAUAGGAAAAAUACAUACAUACAAACGUAGUGAAGAAGCAGGCGGAGGUGAAACACACAUAGUUCUUUAAAUAACGCAAAUCGGAGAGCAUAUAUUCAUAUUUGUACAGAUAUUAUAUAUCAUCAUCGGCUGCAUAGUGCAAAUCGCGGAUGAGGGAAUUCGACGGGACCGAAAUGUAAAUAGGAAGAUUCCCGACGACGACGACGGUGAAAGCAGGAAAACAGAACUCGAAAUUGAAAUCGAAACAAACAUCAACAAAGCGGCGAACAGACGAGUCUAGUCGACGUCUGUGGAACGCCGUAGACAUUAUUAUUAUCCGCAUCCCACAAUAGUAUCUCAAAGAUAGUGCGCGAGUGAGUGAGCAAGGGAUUUGUGCUGUGGAUUCCCUUUUACAAAUAUAUACAUAUAGUGAAAAGAAAAGAUAUUUACCAAAUAUUCCAAACUGGAAUAUCUUCCAUUCAAGAACACAGUGAGCCCAUGGAUACUUGUGGAUUAGUAGCAGAACUGGCGCACUAUAUCGAUGCAUAUGCUCUGAUUGUUUCGCGUACUGAAUGAGCAGGAGUUCGGGCGAAAAUGUAUUUUGAACGCAAGCAAGUGCGCAAAAAAUACUAGAUCAGCCAGAAAAACGCCCAGAAAACACCGCCAGCAGAGUAAGCCGAACCUCGGACCACACCGCCGAGCUUCGCAACAGCAACAAAGGAUCUUACCAGGAGAAGCCAAUUCUCCGCAUUAUCGACCAACUGCCAGGGACAAGCCCCUUGUCCCCAGCCGACGCGUAGUGAUCCGAGAAACGGCCCCAAAACGGCGACCAUCGGCUACCAGAGGAUGAAGCGGCGCUGGUCAAACAACGGCGGCUUCGCGCGGCUACCGGAGGAGUCCUCCUCCGAGGUCACCUCCUCCUCGAACGGGCUCGUCCUGCCCUCGGGUGUGAACAUGUCGCCCUCGUCGCUGGACUCACACGACUACUGCGACCAGGAGCUCUGGCUGUGCGGCAACGAGACCGGUGGUCCGUACGGCAGUUCCAACGGCAACGGACUGAAUCAGCAGCAGCAGCAAAGCGUCAUCACUUUGGCCAUGCACGGCUGCUCUAGUACCCUGCCCGCCCAGACCACCAUAAUCCCAAUCAACGGGAACGGCAAUGGAGGAAAUGGAGGCUCCACCAAUGGCCACUAUGUGCCGGGCGCCACCAAUCUAGGUGCCUUGGCCAACGGCCAUGGAAUGCUCAAUGGAGGGCUCAACGGAAUGCAGCAGCAGAUGCAGAAUGGCCAUGGCCUUAUCAACUCCACCACCCCCACGACGCCCACCACCCCGCUUCAUCUCCAGCAGUCCCUCGGUGGCGCAGGGGGCGGAAUGGGUCUUCUUCACCACGCGAAUGGCAACUCCAAUGGCCUCAUCGGCGUCGCAGGUGUCGGCGGAGGAGUCGGAAUGGGCGGAGGCGGAAUGGGAGUAGGAGUGGGAGGCCUGGGAAUGCAGCACACGCCGCGAAGCGAUUCAGCGAAUUCCAUUUCAUCAGGUCGCGAUGAUCUCUCGCCAUCGAGCAGCCUGAACGGAUACUCGGCGAACGAGAGCUGCGAUGCGAAGAAGAGCAAGAAGGGACCGGCGCCGCGGGUGCAGGAGGAGCUGUGCCUGGUCUGCGGCGACCGGGCGUCGGGCUACCACUACAACGCCCUCACCUGCGAGGGCUGCAAGGGCUUCUUCCGGCGCAGCGUGACGAAGAGCGCCGUCUACUGCUGCAAAUUCGGGCGGGCCUGCGAAAUGGACAUGUACAUGCGGCGCAAGUGCCAGGAGUGCCGGCUGAAAAAGUGCCUGGCCGUGGGCAUGAGGCCGGAGUGCGUCGUCCCCGAGAACCAGUGCGCCAUGAAGCGGCGCGAGAAGAAGGCCCAGAAGGAGAAGGACAAGAUGACCACGUCGCCCAGCUCGCAGCACGGCGGCAACGGGGGAAGCGUGGGCUCUGGCAAUGCCCACGACUUUGUUAAGAAGGAGAUCCUUGACCUGAUGACAUGCGAGGCGCCACAGCAUGCCACUAUUCCGCUACUACCUGAUGAAAUUUUGGCCAAGUGUCAAGCGCGCAAUAUACCUUCAUUAACGUACAAUCAGUUGGCCGUUAUAUACAAAUUAAUUUGGUACCAGGAUGGCUAUGAGCAGCCAUCCGAAGAGGAUCUCAGGCGUAUAAUGAGUCAACCCGAUGAGAACGAAAGCCAGACGGACGUCAGCUUUCGGCACAUCACAGAGAUAACCAUACUCACAGUCCAGCUGAUUGUUGAGUUUGCCAAGGGUCUACCAGCGUUUACAAAGAUACCCCAGGAGGACCAGAUCACGUUACUAAAGGCCUGCUCGUCGGAGGUAAUGAUGCUGCGCAUGGCUCGCCGCUACGAUCACAGCUCGGACUCCAUAUUCUUCGCGAAUAACCGAUCCUAUACGCGGGACUCGUACAAAAUGGCCGGAAUGGCUGACAAUAUUGAAGACCUGCUGCAUUUCUGCCGCCAAAUGUUUUCGAUGAAGGUGGACAACGUCGAAUACGCGCUACUCACUGCCAUUGUGAUCUUCUCGGACCGGCCGGGCCUUGAGAAGGCCCAACUAGUCGAAGCGAUCCAGAGCUACUACAUCGACACGCUACGCAUUUAUAUACUCAAUCGCCACUGCGGCGACUCCAUGAGCCUUGUCUUCUACGCCAAGCUGCUCUCGAUCCUCACCGAGCUGCGCACGCUGGGCAACCAGAACGCCGAGAUGUGCUUUUCGCUUAAGCUCAAGAACCGCAAGCUGCCCAAGUUCCUCGAGGAGAUCUGGGACGUGCACGCCAUCCCGCCCUCGGUGCAAUCGCAUCUCCAGGUAACCCAGGAGGAGAACGAGCGACUCGAGCGGGCGGAGCGUAUGCGCGCCUCGGUUGGUGGGGCCAUAACUGCCGGACUCGACACCGAGUCGGCCUCCACUUCGGCGGCAGCGGCAGCGGCGGCGGUUCAGCAUCAACCUCAGCCUACGAACCAGACCCAAAACGAUGCACAGCAUCAAUCGCAGACGCAGCAGGCGCAGCCUCAGUUGCAACCGCAGUUGCAGCCACAGUUACAGCCGCAGUUGCAGGCUCAAUUGCAACCGCAGCUUCAGGCGCAGCCUCUCCAGGCGCAACCCCAGCUUCUUACCGUUCCCGUCACCGUUCCCAUCACCGGAGGACCCUCGCCUGGUUCCGUUUCGGCGGUCAGUACGAGCAGCGACUUUAUUGGCGGCAGUGGGUCCAUAGGAUCCAUCUCGGCGGCGGCGACAACCUCCUCGGUGACUGCUGUGCCCGCCAGCUCCACCACUCCGGCCGUGGCGAUGGGCAAUGGAGUUCGAGUGGGCGUGGGUGUAGGAGUCGGAGUGGGCGGCAAUGUCAGCAUGUAUGCGAACGCCCAGACGGCGAUGGCCCUGAUGGGCGUGGCCCUGCAUUCGCACCAGGAGCAACUCAUCGGCGGAGUGGCGGUCAAGUCGGAGCACUCGACGACGGCAUAGCAGACGCAGUCGCAGCGCCACCAACAGACCAUCGGAAUCCUGCUGGAUUGAGGAGGGCAGCUGAGGAGUUUAGUUUCGAAAAUAGAAGUGAAUAAUUAAUGGACAAGCGUAAAAUGCAGUUAUUUAGUCUUAAGCCUGCAAAUAUUAGAGUUUAUCUAUUAUUCAUACGAUUUAACAGAUAACACAGCCUAUUAACAAUUACGAAAGCUUAUUUGAAACAAGCUUCUACCACAAUUGGACAAACGCGUUGAGAAACAGAGAGAGAGAGAGACGGACAAAUGUAAAAUCAUGAAGUUUAGAAUCAAAUCUUUGGUGGGCGGACUCACGCCUCACGAUCAAUUCUCGAAUUUUGUUAUUCAAUUUGAUCCUCCGAACUGCAUGCGAAACAGAUAACAGAUCAGAAAAAAGAACAGAGAGUAGGGCGAGACCAGAGAGAAGAGAAUAAAGAUUGUUUAUAUUUUAAAAAUAUAUAAAAUAAUAAUUACUAACUGUAAACUUAAUGAAAGCAACUGUAUAAUACCUAACUAUUACUCUAAAUCCUUACGUUAGAGAAUCGAGUAAAUCUGUUAAAGGAAAAUAAUAGUUAUGAUAAUAACAUUAACAUCCACCAUAACUAAAUACAUUUAAAUUAAUUCAAAACAAAAAACUCUAAAAAAAAAACAUGCAAAACUUGGACUGAUUUUAUAAAUAUUUUUUAAUC
Drosophila takahashii is the source of this 4525-nucleotide messenger RNA. RefSeq names its product Ecdysone receptor (gene EcR). Gene Ontology annotation, cellular component: nucleus. Gene Ontology annotation, biological process: ecdysone receptor signaling pathway; positive regulation of transcription by RNA polymerase II; negative regulation of transcription by RNA polymerase II. Lineage: Eukaryota; Metazoa; Arthropoda; Insecta; Diptera; Drosophilidae. The record is from RefSeq and is a predicted model, not a curated record. Gene Ontology annotation, molecular function: nuclear receptor activity; ecdysone binding; zinc ion binding.